Cladocopium goreaui is the source of this 1684-nucleotide messenger RNA. The record is from the annotation of a GenBank genome assembly. NCBI's taxonomy places the organism in Eukaryota, Dinophyceae, Suessiales, Symbiodiniaceae.
GGUUUCCCUCCGUUGGAUCGCUAUGUUUCGUCCUGGCACAGCCAAGGGCCAGCCAUGGCUAGCCGCGGGGUUGGGUCCCCGGGCGCCCUGCGGCGCCUUUUCUUGGUGACUUCCCCGGGCUUGGAACGGAGCUUGGAGCGUGAACUCCAACUCUUGGGCGUCCCGGGGCAAUUUGAAACGCUACAUGGAGGCGUGGCAGUGCACGGCUUGGCCGAGACCAUGUGGCGCUGCACGCUGCAGAGCCGCCUGGCGGAGCUGGUCCUGCUGCGCCUGGGGGACCCGUUCCACGCGCCCGACGUGCGUUCUUUGGAUGCUGGUUUGCAAAGACUGCCGUGGCAUCACUAUUUGCGCCUGGGAGCUAUGACGCCCAUCAUCAAAGUUUCAUCGGUCAUGCUUCGCCGUUUUCAGGAGAAGUCAAGGCUGUAUCAUACCAAACUCAUCGAGGAGCGUGUGGCAGACUCCAUCCGCGCCGCUGCCAAUCUCCAGGAGCAGGAGGUGGCAAGCCCAUCUGGAGCGGCAGAGUUGCCAGAAGUGCGGUUGAGAUUGCGACACAACGAAGCGCAGGUCAGUGUGGCUGCUUCCGGGCUGCUCCACAAGCGCGGCGCGAGGAAGGCCAUUGGAGAUGCAUCCAUGCGGGAGACCUACGCAGCAGCCUGCGUUUUGGCCUCCCCCAUGCUACGACGCCUGACAGCAGCAGCACACCACGACGAGGAGCUGGUGCUUUGGGAUCCCUUCUGCGGCUCGGGAGCCAUCUUGUUGGAAGCUCUGGAGAUCGCUUUGGGACAAGCGCCCGGGGGUCCUUUCUCCAAGUACCAUCCCUUCAAGUCCUUCCCAUGUCACGAUGCUCAGGAGUACGAACGUGUGGCCAAGUCCAUUCAGCCAGAGCCCAAUGCUUCGAUUUCAAAGCUCACGCUGUUGGGAAGUGAUCAAUCCGAGGAGCAGAUCCAGCGUUUGCAGAGCAACCUACGACGCUGCCUGCGGCGGUUGCAAAUUCCCAGCAUCCAAGCAGUGCGUGAGGCGAAGGGCAAGGCGUCGAGCAGAGAGGAGCUCCUGGAAGCCUUGCCCUGCAGGGUGCAGCUGGUGCAAGGUUCCAUCUCCAAAGUUGUCAAGCGGCUUCAAGGGCGCCCAACCAUGAUCGUGACCAACGUGCCCUUCGGACUCGCAUCUGGUGGCAAACAGGACCGCGAGUGGGGUUUGCCCGAAGCCAGUGACACCUAUGGCCAGCUUGGCCGUUUGCUGCGACAGCAGCGUGCAGAUUGGCGGGGGGUUUAUUGUUUGGCCGCCUUUCCGGACUCCUUUCGCACUCACACCGGUCUUGACUGGAGCAGCGAGCUCCGGUUUCUGAGCGGCAGCCGCUGGGUGGAUUUGCUCAGCUGGUCAGGCUCUGUGCGGCAAGCGAGGAAGGGGUGACCAUGGACCAACCAUGGGGCAACCCCCGUGCUGUUUGCUGAGUGCGGCCAUGGUUUGUUUGGUGGGAUGUGCGGACCAAACGGAUGUGGACUGCGUGGGUCUUUGCGUUUCGACCUGUUUCGACCAAAAUCGCUGGACGCCGGACCUUCCGGCCAUCGAGAUGCAGCAAAGCGUCGUCUUCGACAGGGCUAUGUCGCGACUGUCGUCCAAGAACGCCUGUAAUCUGAACGCGGUGAUUGUCCUUCGCUGAAGUUCCGAAAGCGGCGUCCAAAAU